Molecule: messenger RNA, 3903 nt
Organism: Maniola jurtina (meadow brown)
Lineage: Eukaryota; Metazoa; Arthropoda; Insecta; Lepidoptera; Nymphalidae
Product: sin3 histone deacetylase corepressor complex component SDS3
Exons: 7
Coding region: 171-1244 (357 amino acids)
Biological process (GO): negative regulation of transcription by RNA polymerase II
Cellular component (GO): Sin3-type complex
Molecular function (GO): histone deacetylase binding
Source: RefSeq, a predicted model, not a curated record
ACGAUUUUGACGUUUUAUCAAGGUAUUUCCUCCAGCUCCGAGGAAAGUGUCUGCUGAAAAAAAAGUGAUUUCUUUCUUCGAGUGACACAAGUACCAGUUGCAAUACAUACCUUGGCUAUAACUCUCGCGUUCAGAGUUUAUUUCUGAAACGGUGACCGCAGUCAAUCUGUAUGCAACUGUUACGCGUUGCCUCGACCAUGUCUUACCAAGGAUCACCAUAUUCGGGUCCAGGAGACGAGUACGACUUUGAGGACGAUGGAUACGACGAUAUAGACGAGUACAGGGAUCCAGAAGAUACGCUACAGCAGCCGCCUGCGGAAGACAGCGAUGAAGAUACAGAAGAAGCAAGUGAAACAGACAUACCCAACAAUGAUGAACCUGUUGAAAUUAAAGAACAGAUGUACCAAGACAAACUGGUGAACCUAAAAAAGCAGCUGCAGCAACUGGAAGACAACAUACACCCAGAGUUCCUCAAGAGGGUGAAGCGUUUAGAGCAUCAGCUACACGAGAGGCUCCGCAUUAACAGGAUAUACAAAGAUCACAUGUACGACGUAGUGGAGAGGGAGUACAUAGCGGAGAAAAAAUCGGCGGCGAAAGAGUUUGAAGAGAAAAAGAUAGAGUUGAGGGAGAACUUGCUCAAUGACUUUGAGGAGAAGAGGAAGUUGAUUGAGAGUGAGCGGCAUAGCAUGGAGCUGAAUGGAGAUUCAAUAGAGGUCAAACCACCUAUGAAAAGGAUACUAAGGCGGCGCGCAAACGAACCUGCACCGGCGCCGGAAAAGCGACGCAAACCGCCCGCAACCAUGCUCACCUUCCAACUAGACGAGAGGGAUAUUGAUGCGGAUCUGAGGGCGAUUUCGAGGAACUCACCCCCGCCCAGACAUCACACUAACCACCAACCCAGGAAACAUCUCAACUCAAAUAGCUGUGACUCGCCCAUACGGGAGAGCGGGGCGAGUAGCGGAACGGGCAGCGGUGCGGGUACGGCGUCGAGCGGCGCGGGCAGCGGGGCGGCGAGCGAGGCGGAGACGCGCGUAGAGGACGGCAAACUACUGUACGAGCGACGCUGGUUCCAUCGCGGACAGAGCGUGUACGUGGAGGGCAGGGACAUGCCGCGCUUUCCCGCGCACAUACACGCCAUCACCGACGAGGCGAUAUGGGUAAAGAAAACAAACCUGGAGCGAGUUCGGAUAUACGUGUCACAGUUAGCGCGCGGGAAAGUGACGUUAAAACGACGGGCCUCGUAAUUUAGGUUAAUUACUAGCUAAUAGGUAUACUAAGUACCCUCACGUUUAGUGUCAAUAGUCAAUCAAUAUAUUAUCUGUAACCUGUCGAUAAGUUACUUAGCAAUGUUGUUAUUCGCAAGAAAGACCACACAAUUUUGUUAUUAUUUAUCAAUGUUAAUAUGUAACUUAACGACAAAUUAAAGGUGAAUUGAUUAGAAACCUAAGAUUAGUACCAGUUCGCACAUUUCGAUAACGAAACUCUGUAAUGUUAAAGUGUUAUGAACCUAAAGCGCUUUGUAUUACAGUCAUCUAUACGUUUGUAUUCUAUAAAGUUUUUUAGUACGAGUACGAGUUUUUUUUAUACCGUAUACAUCGAAAGCCAGCCUGGUUUUCGAUGUAUACGGUAUACGAUAAAUGAACUUAUGUCUUAUGUCUUAAAGUCCAAUUUACUUUGACAGUUGUAGUGUUUGUGCUGUCGAGAUGUGCGAACUCGUACUAACUCAAUCUAAGUGCGGUGUGAAUCGGUGAGCGAAACCCUAAGUACAUGCUAGAUUAUAUACAUAAUAUGAUGCAUUUUUAAUUUAUACUGUGUGAAGUGCCAAGAAUGAGUUAUAUACUAUAUGGAAAGUAGCAAUAUAAUACAUAUUUUGAUGAGAUCGUCGUGCGACAAUUUUUUUUGUUAUUCAUAAAAUGAGAUAAGAACUGAACUAAGUAGUCAUUUCUUAUCUCAUCUUUAAGGGUAUUCGCAUCUUUUUCUUACCAAUGUAAUAAGAAAAGGACAGACAAACUUAAUUAGAACUGUCAAACCUUGUGACUUAAUUAAUUAGUUUGGAGAAAGACAAUAGAAUCGGCGCCAUUGUCUAAAAUGGACCGUCUGAUAUAACCGUAACGAUGCUCAUAUAGAGCAAAUAAAUAAAUAUAAUGUGUAAAAAAUGAGUUCUGACGCGCCAUUUUAACUUUAUGACAAAUGUCAUGUCAAAAGUAUGAUUUUAGUCCUUAUUUUUUAAGGUGAACCGUACUUUGACGUGACAGUUGACCCAUAGAGUUAAAAUGGGGCGUCAGAAGUCAUUUUCUACAGACUAUACAAUAAAUUAUCUAUCCAGUGACUGACUUUAUUUUUAUUUUUUUAAUGUAAUUUUGGAUGGAUCGUCGUAUGCGUGUGUUCUAACAAUAUUGAUCUCUACGUGUGCGUGGAAAAUUUAUUAUACAUAAAAAAUGCACGUGACAUCAUUAUCAUAAAAUACUUUGAUUCAAAAAUAAUUGUAUAUUUUGUAUACAUUUUUGACAAAUCGUAAAUCGAAUAUUCCUAUAAACUACUCGUAAGUAUUGAAAACUUCUUAUACUGGUUAACUAUACAAUUUAUUUAAUUGUCUCUAUAGGUAAGGGCGCAUGUAAUUUUUUAGCUCUUUUCUUUGGUUUACUUUUGUAAACAAAUGUUUCUAUGGAUUUACUUAUUCUGGUAAUUCCUAGUAUAAUAAUAAUUAACAAUCAAUUCUAUAAUUCAAUCGAAAUUUUAAAAAAAACAAACUAAAGUAAAUAAAAUCUAAAACCUCAUCGAGACCACCGCAGGGAGGUAUUAUACUAACAGAAUUGCUCCUUUGGAUGGCCAAACUAAUUCUUUGUCCAAGGUUAACUGAUUGAAACUAAAUAUUCGAUUUUUCUGGCCCCAACGAUGAACUUCCCUUUUACAAUAUAAAAAAAUUAAAUAACAGAUUAUUCUAUUAGUUAUGAUCUUCCAACGUUAUACUCGGCAGUAAAUAUUAAGCUUUAGGAAGAAAUAAUCGGCAGCUUCAGCUUUGUAGAGCGUCGUCUCUUUCAUUGAGACUAACAAGGCAGCUACCAGCGGUACCUUCCACAAAGACGCGCUGCGGCCUAAAAUGAAAUAAACGCCUCUUUCUAUCGCGUAACUUUUAUCUCUCUCGCUCUCGCUCAUACGUGAUGUGUUGAGUUACGUGAGAGCCGUCGAAGGGGCUCGCUAAUGUAAUAAGUACAUUGCUCGGGUUACAUGACCAAGUGAGACCGGCGCGGCGUGACUUCACAUAGGUGUGAGUGACAGAGACGACGCUCUACGAAACCGAAACUGCCGAUUAUCUCUCUCUAAAACUCGAAUGUUAUUGCUGGGAACUGUAUUUCGGCUAAUCAAAAACGUAUUAGACAGGACUAAAAGUAAUGCCAUCCUUUUCACAACAUUCCAAUUAGAAAAGUAAGACAUGAUUUUUAGUCCUAGAAAAUGUUGUGUACCAGGGACCGAAUUACUGGUAUUUUGUUUUGUAACGAUACUUUAGUAUCGUUAUGUUAACGUUAAAAAGUAACGAUAACCGUACAUACAUUGACGUUAUCUAGGCAGGUACCAUUAUUAAUACCUGUAAGAGUAACAAUAUUAAUACCUACCGGUAAUUAAAUUAUAAACCAAGGGUUAAAAAGUUAAAUGUGUCUUUGCUCUAACCGCAGUAUUGUAAAAAUGUAAAUAUUUGUAAAUACUUUGUAAUUAAAGUGAUCAAAUCCCGCGUAUUGUACAUAAAUGAUUUUGUAAUGCGCCUUUAUUUUUUGUAACUUUGUGAUCAAAUUAUGUAUGUGUAAAUGUGUGACAGAUUGUAAAUACGUAAGAGAUGAAAUGACCGCUUAUUGUUAUAGAUGAUAUUUGAGGAAAAGAUCUUUUAAUUAUAUGUAUUAUAACAGA